Molecule: messenger RNA, 1578 nt
Organism: Colletotrichum lupini
Lineage: Eukaryota; Fungi; Ascomycota; Sordariomycetes; Glomerellales; Glomerellaceae
Product: Ras family protein
Exons: 8
Coding region: 1-1578 (525 amino acids)
Biological process (GO): regulation of endocytosis
Cellular component (GO): endosome
Molecular function (GO): GTPase activity; GTP binding
Source: RefSeq, a predicted model, not a curated record
AUGCAGUUAUAUGGCAUCUGCUUCUCAUACCCAGUGGAGCGAGUACUUCAGGCAUUGCGGUUCAUCUGCCCGCCGUCUUCCAUUCUUUUCCUACCUCAUGUGUAUUACCAGCAACUAAGAAGGCACUUGGCCCGAAUGAACUCCAGUCCCGAGUCAUGCAGUCCUGACUGGUCGCUGUUAUUUGUUGCUGAUGCUGCUGCUGCUACCUUACCUAAGCGGCUCGCCUUAUCGCUAAGCACUUGCGUCACUGAUAACACCAUGCCAAAUCCCUGCCGCCCUUUCCCUGGUCAUCAGUCCUGUUUAAACUGGGGCUCUGUCGUCUUCUCAGAGCAGCACACUUCCAUCUCCGAUUCCACCUCCCAGAGAUCCUUUAGAAAGCAGUUCGCACAACCUAAUCCGAAGGUCAUCUUCCACUUGGAUAAGAGACAGGUCGCCAUCAAAGACAUCCCCGAGACGACAUCCCUUCUCUUGCCAACCGUUUCCCAAACAUCCCACUCAAUUCGCCCGUCUCCCUCAAUCGGAGCCGACGCAACCCCCCCUCCCAGUGCCCACUGUUUGAAGCUUUCCAACAUCAGACCAACCGACAACCACCAACAACACCACCACUGCACUGCUAAACCACAACCAUACACGGUCCCCUUCCAUUCCACCUCUUCGAAACCAUCCAUCCCCAGCAGAAACGGUCUCGCGGGCCAGCCACCUCUGCAUCGAACCUCGCUCACACGCACAUACUUCCUCCUCCUCCUCCCGCCUCACUCGAAGCCACAGACCGCAAAGGCCAUGUCGUCUCCACCAUGGGACUACAUCGCUAAACUCGUCUGCAUCGGCGACUCGGGCUGCGGCAAAUCCUCCCUCACCAUCCGCCUCUGCGAAGGCCGCUUCUCCCCGCACCACGACGUGACAAUCGGCGUCGAGUUCGGCUCCCGCAUCGUCCCCGUCGGCCCCCCCAACACUCUUCCACCCCCUCCCCCGGCCCCGGAACCAAAGACGAACCCGGACGGCAGCGCAUCCUCCGCCGGCCUCCCCGAACCCCCGCGUAUUUCGGCCACCGCCGCAGACCAAGGGCCCCAGAAGCACAUGAAGCUCUCCCUCUGGGACACCGCGGGCCAGGAAACUUACAAAUCCGUCACGCGCUCCUACUUCCGCGGCGCCAGCGGCGCCCUCCUCGUCUUCGACCUCAGCCGCAAACAAACCUUCCAGCACGUGACCGACUGGCUCAACGACCUGCGCCAGAUCGCCGAGCCCGACAUUGUCGUCAUCCUCGUCGGCAACAAGGCCGACCUCACCCAGGGCGAGGACGGGGACGGCAACAACAAGCGCGAGGUGACAAAGGACGAGGCCGAGGAGUGGGCCAGGAGGAAUGGCGUCUUCGAGUACGUCGAGACGAGCGCAAAGAGCGGCGAGAACGUCGAAAAGGCGUUUAUGCGCGUCGCCGAGAGGAUAUACAAUAACAUCCAGGCCGGGAAAUACGACCUCAAUGAUCGGAGGUCUGGCGUCAAGGGGCCGAGUGCGGGGGGCAAUAAGCAAGUGAGGAUAGGGGGCGACGCCAAUAAGGGCUCCGCCGGCGGCUGUUGUUAG